ACUCGCCUCCGCCCUGGGCCGCGGGGUGGGGGUGGUGGGGAGGCAGCGGCUUCACUUCCAGUCCCCUCUUUACUGAGCCCACCAGCCUGCCGCCGUCGGAUUUCGAGGAUAGUUGGGGGAUUACCGGCCCCAGAAAAGAAGUGGCCCUGGCAGGCAAGCCUGCAGACCAGCGACGGACACAUCUGCGGAGGCUCCCUGAUCGGCAGGCGCUGGGUGCUCACGGCCGCCCACUGCAUUCAUGGCACCAAUGUGGAAUACAAGGUGAAGCUGGGAGAUGCCCACUGGCUUGCUGAUUCCAAAACGGCACCGGUGAUCCCGGUUCAAGACAUCAUUUUUCCCAGCAAUUUUGAUGCUACCACUUUGAUAAACGACAUUGCUGUUGUUCUGCUCGCCUACUCUGCGAAUUAUUCCUCACACAUCCAGCCUGUGUGCCUCCCCAAAAAGUUUUUCAAAGUGAAAGCUGGGACAGAGUGCUGGGUGACCGGAUGGGGGAAAACAGCAGAGAAUGGAACAGGGACAGUCGUUCUUCAGGAGGCUGAGCUAAGCAUUAUUCGUCAUGAGAAAUGUAGAGAGGUGCUCAAGAAGUUGGGACACGAGAGUGAAACGGUCAAGGAGGGGACUGUCUGUGGCUACAGUGACCAAGGGAAGGAUGCCUGUCAGGGAGAUUCUGGGGGACCCCUGGUCUGUGAAUUAAAGGGUGUAUGGGUCCAGGUGGGGAUUGUGAGCUGGGGCGUUGGCUGCGGUCGCAAAGGAUAUCCUGGAGUUUACACGGAAGUUAGUUUCUACAAGCAAUGGAUUGUUGAUCACCUGAAACAAGAUUCCUGUCUGGAUUCAGCAAACUUUCUCACUCUAUUCCUGUGUCUGGUGAUGCCCCUGGGCAUUCUGGUGACCCCGUGAUCAGACCCCAUUCCGCUCUCCUGCUGUUUCUGAGUCUCACACUUAGGUGUCUCCUCUGACCAACCUCCCACUCCUUCUCAAGGCCUUUUCCACAAAUCCCAGUUGGAAUCCACGGGCCCUCUGGAGAUCCAUACAAUAGAGCAUGGCGGGGAGACGGGGGCCUGGAAAGUAUCCCUGCCUGGUGCUCUGGUCACCUGCCUCCACCGUGCCUGCACCAGGGCUGUGCUCUGCCUGGUGGGAAGGAGGGAUGAACCAAUUCCAGCUAGAGGACCAGCCGCCCUGCCAGGGGGCCACGGUGACUCUUCAAUACCUGGGGGAACGUCUAUCAAGGAAGAGACAUCAUCAACUUUGAAGCAAGCGUUAGACAUGGUUCUGGUUUUAGGGGUCUCACCUGAGACUUUGUGAAACCAGCCAGCUGGGUGUUUGUUCAGAGAGAGUGAAGGAGGCAUUUCCAGGUCCCUGCAGAGGUGUGAGGCCUGGGACUUCCACUCUGGCUCAGUUGUCUGGGCCUGGGAGAAGUUCCCCUGAAGCCCAGUGUGGGUUCAUCUGUGAGUGGUUAGCCUCUGCCACACCAGCUCUCUUGGGGCAACCCAUUCUUGGCAUCCCCUUCCUCAGUGCCCUAGUGGCCGCUUUCAGGGACACCACAAGUUGUGUUGAGGCAGUUAUGGAGUGUGGAGUUUUCAGAAAUCAACUGAAUAAAUGUUUGGAGAGUCUC
Messenger RNA from Sapajus apella (tufted capuchin), 1612 nucleotides. Its product is annotated as serine protease 44-like. Gene Ontology annotation, biological process: proteolysis. The transcript is spliced from 4 exons. Gene Ontology annotation, molecular function: serine-type endopeptidase activity. The annotation marks the transcript as partial. The record is from RefSeq and is a predicted model, not a curated record. Lineage: Eukaryota; Metazoa; Chordata; Mammalia; Primates; Cebidae.